AUGAACUGUCCAGCGAAGACCGACCCAAUCGUCAGCGAUGGCCACAACCAGAAUCCGGAUGUCCUCUGUCCGGAGCUCACGACUAGGAGUGAUCUGGGCCGGAUAGCCAACGCUCGGAAGCAGAGGGACUACAGGCUGUCCGAUCCACAGCUGUCGUCGAAUGCCGAGAUAAUACCUCAGCCCCCCGUGGGCCAGACUGACAACGAGUUGAUGGACGGUGGAGAUGGUGGGGUGGUGCGGGAGGAAGAGCAUAAGAAGGAAGAGCACAAUUCAGAGGCCAACGGACAGGGUAGGGAUGCAGGUGGACGAGCUCCCGGGAGUCCAUGGAAACGACUGGGGUCGAAGACUCUUGGGGUACUUCGCAAGUAUCUCAGAUUCAUGGGGCCCGGCUUCAUGGUGUCUGUGGCAUACAUCGACCCCGGCAACUACGCAACAGACGUCGCAGCUGGAGCCAGCUACCGCUUCAAACUCCUCUUCAUGAUCCUGCUAUCCAACAUCUUCGCCAUUUUCCUGCAGUCGCUAUGUAUCAACUUGGGCACCAUCACAGGCAUGGACCUGGCGCAGAUGACCCGCGCCCACUGUCCUCGCUGGCUCAAUUACCUCAGCUACUUCUUCGGCGAGAGCGCCAUCAUCGCCACCGACAUGGCUGAAGUUAUUGGGACGGCGAUGGCCUUGUACAUGCUUUCCAAUGGCAAGAUCCCGCUGGUCGCGGGUUGCGCCAUUUCCAUCAUUGACGUUCUUUUCAUUCUGGUCUUCUACCGGCAAAAUGGUUCGGGCAUGACGGCCAAACGACUUUUCGAAUUCUUCGUUGCACUGCUCGUUCUGGGAGUGGUCAUCUGCUUUUGUAUUCAGCUUUCCUACAUCACAGGCGUGACGCCAGGAGAGGUGUUCCAUGGCUACGUCCCAUCUUCCGCGCUCGUGGAAGGGCAAGGUCUCUACCAAGCGUGCGGUAUCCUAGGAGCCACCGUCAUGCCACACUCCCUCUACCUCGGCAGCGGACUCGUGCAAGACCGCCUCAAAGACUUCGACCGGAGCAAUAACAUCCUCACCCCAGACCAGAUGGAAGCCUACGACGACGACGACCUCAAGGACGACCACUACCGCCCCUCCAUGCAAGCCAUUCAGAGCUGCCGCAGCUACUCCAUCGCCGAAUGCGGCAUCUCGCUCUUCACCUUUGCGCUCUUCGUCAAUAGCGCCAUUCUCAUCGUUGCAGGCGCAUCUCUGUACGACGUCCAGGGCGCCGCAGACGCCAGCCUCUUUGGCAUCUACGACCUGCUCUCUACCUCGCUCGCGCCCGCAGCAGGGAAGCUCUUCGCCGUUGCCCUGCUCCUCUCGGGCACCUCCGCGGGUAUCGUCUGCACCAUCGCCGGCCAGAUGGUUAGCGAAGGCCAGCUCCGCCUCACCAUGAAACCAUGGAAGCGUCGCCUCAUCGUCCGCUCCAUCUCCAUCGUGCCCUCCAUCAUCGUUGCGGGCGCACUUGGGAAAGCCGGGGUCGAUAACGCGCUUGUCGGGUCUCAGGUGGCGCUGAGCAUCAUCUUACCAUUUGUUUCUGCGCCGUUGGUUUGGUUUACUUGCUUUGGGAAAUACAUGACUGUCACGGCUGAUCGAAUUCACGACUUGAGCGUUGGACGAGGCGCCGACGAAAAUGAAGGGAACGAGGACGGAAGGAGUCAGACGAGCGUGAACAUGCGCUCGCAUCCUGUAGUGGCGUUUUUGGCGGUACUGAUUUGGGGCAUCAUUGUGUUUAUGAACGUGGCGCUGAUUGUGCUGCUGGGGUUGGGUAAGACGUGA
Saxophila tyrrhenica is the source of this 1791-nucleotide messenger RNA. RefSeq names its product NRAMP-like transporter smf-3 (gene SMF3). Bases 1 to 1791 code for a protein of 596 amino acids. Gene Ontology annotation, biological process: intracellular manganese ion homeostasis; iron ion transport. NCBI's taxonomy places the organism in Eukaryota, Fungi, Ascomycota, Dothideomycetes, Mycosphaerellales, Extremaceae. The transcript has 2 exons. Gene Ontology annotation, cellular component: membrane. The record is from RefSeq and is a predicted model, not a curated record. Gene Ontology annotation, molecular function: cadmium ion transmembrane transporter activity; manganese ion transmembrane transporter activity.